This is a messenger RNA of Vicia villosa (hairy vetch), 546 nucleotides long. RefSeq lists its product as uncharacterized. The record is from RefSeq and is a predicted model, not a curated record. The transcript has a single exon. The coding region runs from base 1 to 546 and encodes 181 amino acids. Lineage: Eukaryota; Viridiplantae; Streptophyta; Magnoliopsida; Fabales; Fabaceae.
AUGUUCAAGGGAACUCAUGAUCCUGAUGGCGCAUUGACAUGGAUAAAGGAGAUUGAGAGAAUCUUCCGUGUGAUGGAUUGUACUCCAGACCAGAAGAUUCGGUAUGGGACUCAUAAGCUAGUAGUUGAGGCGGAUGACUGGUGGCUAGAUACUCGUCAGAGGUUGGAGAUUUUAGGUGAGGGGAUCACUUGGGUUGUGUUCCGUAGGGAGUUUUUGAGGAAGUACUUUCCGGAGGAUGUCCGUGGAAAGAAGGAAAUCGAAUUCCUUGAGUUGAGGCGAGGGAAUAAGUCGGUUGUGGAGUAUGCUUCUAAGUUUGGAGAGUUGGCUAAGUUCUACCAACAUUAUGAUGGACUGGAUGGUGAAUUUUCAAAGUGUAUAAAGUUUGAGAAUGGAUUGCGCCCGAAGAUUAAGAAGGCGAUUAGUUACCAGAAGAUCCUUAAAAUACAAUCUAUUAAACAUAUAGGACGAUAUUCAAUUAUGCAUUGCAGAUUUCGGUGUCUUCGAAUCAGACCUAUGAACGAAGCUGAAAUGGCCUUUGGAAGCUGA